This is a messenger RNA of Clonostachys rhizophaga, 432 nucleotides long. The record is from the annotation of a GenBank genome assembly. Lineage: Eukaryota; Fungi; Ascomycota; Sordariomycetes; Hypocreales; Bionectriaceae.
ACUCGUCUUCUGCUCAAGGUGGCCAGCAGUAUGCGUUCUCUAUCCCUUCUCCCAGUCACACUAUUUUUGACCAUAGUGCAAGUGGUCUCAGCCACUACCGCCACUUCGGCACCCACGACGCGAGCUCGAUCAACUUACGUCACCACCUCAUUCUACUCGCUCGCGACGACAGAAAUUCCUCAUGAUGAGCUGAGUAUCGGAAUGGGUCAGAAUGGGACCAGAGGCAACUACUACUGGCUGGCUUGCAUCAACGAGCCUUUCACCACGCGAGGAAAGACCGCGCUUGGAAUUGAUGGCAAGGGAAUCCUUUGUGACGUUGGAUGUGGGCACAAGUACUAUGAACUUGUUACGCACGUCAACAUCGUCAGGCGCCCCAGGUUUAACCACUACUUCGAAUCCCAGUACCGCGACCAGUGCUGUCCAAACGGGUGA